Lepisosteus oculatus (spotted gar) is the source of this 1778-nucleotide messenger RNA. It is a transcript of the gene c20h16orf46, whose product is annotated as chromosome 20 C16orf46 homolog. The record is from RefSeq and is a predicted model, not a curated record. NCBI's taxonomy places the organism in Eukaryota, Metazoa, Chordata, Actinopteri, Semionotiformes, Lepisosteidae.
GGAGUGCAGGCUGCAGGUUUGGCGUUGUUUUAGGUGGUGUUCUGCACGCUGGGUAGUGAAAUUAAUCAUUCAUCACUCGUGGCCGCUAAAUGAAGUGUAUAGGGUGCCAAUGUGUAUUUGUUUAUGUGUGUGUGGACGAAAUAUGACGGAAUCCGCAUGCCCGGUGCAGGCUCAGGCCGUAUUGCACUCGGACAUCCAGUGAGUGUCGGCGAGCGAUGGGCUUCUCCGGAGAGGGCGAGGCGGGCGCCGCGGAGACCGAGCCCGGCUGCCCGGCUCUCGACAGGAGGCACGUCGCAGCGCUCCUGCAGGCCAGCGAGGAGGUCGGCAGGAAGGACGGAGAGCCUUACGAGAUCCACGUCAAGGCAGGUUGGGAGGAAGCAGCACAAGGCUGGGGAAGGUCAUCUCCAUUUGCUUGUUUAUUUCAGUCUCCGAAGAAAGGCAAGAAGCCCAAUCAUGUAGACGCUGAGUACCACUGCCUGCUUUGCGUUGAUGUAGUACAGCUUUCGCAGUUGCACAGCUCUGAUCCCUUCGACAGUUCAGCCCCAGAUUUGCAAAAACCGGGCUCCAGUUCGUCUUCAGACAGUCCGCUUGAAAGGCCUCUUGCCCCUGCCAUUCUCCACAAGAGAUCUGAAAGCCAACCUCGUGCCACUUCUGCUCCAAACAAAGAAAGCUACACUCCUGAGGUGUAUGACACACAUUACUUUCGGUUGCUGUGUAAACAAGUUAAAAAGCCGUCUGUGACUGAUGCCAGAAGACCAGUAGACACGAAGCUGUGUGUUCCUGGUGAAAUUACAGCCCUGCAUUACACAGGGGUCAGGCCUGAGCAGUGGCCAUCGAUGAAAAAGAGGGACAGGGAGGAGGUCCUUGUAGUUAAUAGCUUUGCUGUUUUGCCACCUGUGAAAUCAUCAGGUUCUAGUAAACCAGGGUGCCAAUAUUCUGCUGUCAGAGGUGAGUUUUUUCCUAGCCGAUCAGAGACUGGAACCGGAGGUCAUGGAUCGUCCGAUCUGCUUGAAGCAAAGGAGCGGAAUGGUGUUGAAAGAGGUGAAGAAGUCACGCCAGACACACACAACAUGGACAUUCAAAAUUGCCAGGAAGAGGAGGCUUCUCAUACAUCAGGGCCUCUUGAUCCGGUGGUUUGGCACUGGCAGCCUCCCAUCUUUCCCGGAAAACAAUUUUUCACAUCUUUUAGCAUCCCUGCCUCCAAGAAAAGUGACAUCUCUUUUACUGCCACUGGGCACAUGCCAUCUCGGGUCAUGCACAACACUGGAAGAAAUGUUAAGCAGGAUGAUUCAAGUAGGCUGGGUUUAAGUAAGAAUGGUCAUAACCACAAGGUUUACAUAGGACUGAAGCCUAAAAAUGCAAUCAAACAAUCUGAACCCGAGCUACCUGUAUUGUUAGGAACCAGGGUUAGAAUACCAGCAUCUUCUCAUCGGCUCCUGUGAGCAGAACGUUUCAUGAUAGUAUUAAUGUCCUUCUGCUUAUUAAGUCUUUUUUGGGAGUUGAUUGUUAGGUAAGGACUAAACUAACUAGUUGUGAAAUCAAGUGUAUGACAAAGGAUGUGAUUAUGAUUAACUGGUCACCUUCAGAAAUAAAAGAAAGAUGAGAAUUUAAAGACCAGUGAUCAAAGUGAAUUGUUUCAUUUUGUGUGGGCAUUUAGUAACUGAAUACGUUAUCUGAAUCUUGAGUGAUAUUUAUCAUUUGCAAAUGGUGUUUGCACUCUGUUGUUACUGUUCCUAGGAGUCAUAGAAUAAAUAACUAUUCGUAUUCUUUAAGAAAAA